Messenger RNA from Brienomyrus brachyistius, 1887 nucleotides. Its product is annotated as malate dehydrogenase, mitochondrial-like. Gene Ontology annotation, cellular component: mitochondrion; cytoplasm. Gene Ontology annotation, molecular function: L-malate dehydrogenase (NAD+) activity. The transcript has a single exon. NCBI's taxonomy places the organism in Eukaryota, Metazoa, Chordata, Actinopteri, Osteoglossiformes, Mormyridae. Gene Ontology annotation, biological process: malate metabolic process; tricarboxylic acid cycle. The record is from RefSeq and is a predicted model, not a curated record. Bases 554 to 1600 code for a protein of 348 amino acids.
GCACAAAUGUAGCCUAAACGAUCUUCCAACAGGAAUCAUAAUUAAAACAAGCCUGUAUGUUAACACCAAGUCAUCCGAUAAAUUAAAGAGUUCAAUUCUAGCGUCAGGUACUAGUAACGGCACACGGGCUCGGACUGGGAAGAAAAUUCGGCACAACAUACGUGGGGCAAUAUCAGGUUAUUUAUAAUAUGAGCUAAGCGACGGAUAUUAAUUCGGCCCUUUAUAAUUAAUUAUUUAAUUCCUUGUUAUUAAAACUGCAUGGUAAAUUAGUGCUCACUAGUGUUCACUGUAGCAUUCGUGGCUACCCUAUGGAAAUAGCCUAUAUGUUUAGAAAAGCCACGUACACAAAAUCCAUUUCUUUCACUCCCGAAAUUUAUUUAGUCUACAAAGUGACGUUCUUCCAUUCCGUUCCAGUCCGUUUCCAAGGAGAUGUUGAAUCCCUGGUUAGCGUUUUACGUAGUUGCUUACGUGUAUAAGUUCUAGAACGUAAGCUGGGUAUAAAUCUCGUUGUUGCUAAGGGAAAGUCUCAUUUCGUUUUCAGUUCACCAGCGUAAUGUUCUCCCGCGUAAUGUUCUCCCGCGUCCUCAGAUCAGCUGUGAGCAUUGCUCACAGCUUCUGCAGCUCUUCCCAGAGCAACACAAAGGUGGCAGUUUUGGGUGCAUCCGGGGGCAUCGGCCAGCCCCUGUCACUGCUCCUGAAAAAGAGUCCCCUGGUCAGCCAGCUCUCACUUUACGAUGUUGUCCACACCCUCGGAGUGGCUGCAGACCUCAGCCAUAUCGAGACCAGGGCCCAGGUCACUGGCUAUGUCGGCCCAGAGCAACUCCCAGAAGCUCUGAAGGGGAGUGAGGUUGUCCUCAUUCCCGCUGGAGUGCCCAGGAAGCCCGGGAUGACACGAGAUGAUUUAUUUGACAUCAACGCCUCCAUCGUGGCCACCCUGGCUGACGCCUGUGCCCGCAACUGCCCUGACGCAAUGUUAGCCGUGAUCACCAACCCAGUAAACUCCACUGUUCCGAUUGUUUCAGACAUCCUGAAGAAGCAUGGAGUUUACAACUCGAAGCGGGUGUUUGGUGUGACGACUUUGGACAUCGUCAGGGCUAACAGCUUCGUGGCAGAACUCACAGGACUGGAUCCAGCACAAGUCAAUGUUCCCGUAGUUGGUGGCCAUGCGGGCAAGACUAUUAUUCCCCUGCUUUCUCAGUGCACUCCCAAAGUGGAGUUCACUGAGGAUACGCUUGCAGCCUUGACGCACCGUAUCCAGGAGGCAGGCACCGAGGUCGUGAAGGCUAAGGCUGGGGCAGGCUCUGCCACCCUCUCCAUGGCGUAUGCAGGGGCUAGGUUCGCCUUGUCCCUGCUGGAUGCCAUGAAUGGCAAAGAGGGCGUGAAAGAAUGUGCAUUCGUCAGGUCAGAGGAAGGCGAAUGCACGUAUUUCUCCACCCCUCUCCUCCUCGGCACCAACGGAGUGAAGAGGAACCUGGGCCUUGGAAAGCUCUCCGCAUUUGAGGAAAAACUUGUGGCGGAAGCAUCAAAAGAACUAAAGGCCUCCAUCAGGAAGGGGGAGGAUUUUGUGAGACAAAGGGCAACUGAAGGAGAACCACAGUAAAAAUGCAAUGGCAAAUGAUAUUGGAUGAACUGACAGGACCCACAGAGUAAUUGAAAAGUAGUGUAUUUUAUUGUUGUUGCUUUGAAAUGUUCACAGUAAAAUUAUUAUAAAAGUCCAUUAUUAUUUCCGAGCUAUGACCCUCCACGAAAUACUCUUGGAUAAGUUUAUCCGUCAUGGAAGAGCAUAUGAAAACACUAUAUUAGAUACAAGAAAAUCCACUGCAUUUAUACACUUUGGUGUCAUGUUUUACAUAAUGACUGAUUAAUAAACAAUGUAAGAAACUGAAA